CCAAAAGAUGCAAUUGCUAAUUGCUAUGUUCCUCUCGAUUCCUGAUGCGAAUAUUAGAGUAUUGUCUGGUUGAGAACGGGUGACAACUUGAGAGGUCAAUGUUAGGAAUAUAUACAUAAAAUAAAAUAAAAAACAGCGUGUUGUAUCUAAAGCUGCUUGGCUACAAACGAUGCCAUAUUUGGCUUCUUUUGUGACAAGAAUAUAGCAUUUUCUUCUCAAAGGUAUCCAAUUCGUAAGUAUAAUUUCCCUGUGGUGGACUUUAACUAUUGUAUUGGAAGUAGUUUUGAGAGAUUCAAUGGAGUCACCCUUCAAGGAUACAGUGGUGAAGGGAAAAGUGGCGCUGGUGACAGGAGGGGGUACAGGAAUAGGGUUUGAAAUAUGCACUCAAUUAGGGAAGCAUGGCGCCUCCAUUGCCAUCAUGAGUCGCAGGAAGAAUGUUGUCGAUACAGCAGCAGCUGCUCUUCAAGCUCAAGGCAUCAAGGCGAUUGGAGUUCAAGGAGAUGUUCGAAAUAAAGAGGAUGCCGCACGUGUUGUUGAACAAAUAGUAAAGUAUUUUGGAAGGCUUGAUAUUCUUGUAAAUAAUGCUGCUGGCAACUUUCUUGUGCCUGCAGAAGAUUUGUCUCCAAAUGGACUCCGAACAGUACUGGAUAUCGAUGCUGUUGGCACGUUUACAAUGAGUCAGGCAGCACUGAAGUAUUUGAGGAAAGGUGGAGUUGGAAAGCCUCCUUCAGAGGCUGGUGUUAUUUUAAACAUAAGUGCUACAUUACAUUACACAGCUGCCUGGUAUCAAAUUCAUGUCUCUGCUGCAAAGGCAGCUGUUGAUAGUCUUACGAGGUCUUUGGCAUUAGAGUGGGGGACAGAUUAUGGAAUACGGGUAAAUGGUAUUGCACCUGGUCCAAUUGAAGGGACUCCUGGAAUGGACAAACUUGCACCCAAGGAAAUCCUAGGAGAUCUUCGGAUGAGCCAACCUCUUUACAAACCAGGAGAAAAGUGGGAUAUUGCCAUGGCAAUCAUCUAUUUGGCAUCUGAUACUGGCAAGUAUGUGAAUGGAACAGUACUUGUUGUUGAUGGAGGACUGUGGCUUAGUCACCCUCGAUUUAUACCAAAAGAAACUAUCAAAUCCAUCUCCAGAGUUGUCGAGACAAAGUCUAGAGCCACAGACUAUACUCCGAAAAGCAAGUUAUAAUACAAUGAGGAUUUGUUUACUCUUUAAACUCUGAUACCAAGCUGUAUCUCCUUCUUUUAAAGAGAUCUGCUACCAUUAUUAUUGUGAUUUUUCAAAUUCAAGUAAUCUUAUUCCAUUUGCUAGGAAAACUAAAAGGGAACAACUAUGUUGAUCUGUAUAAUUCAUUAGCUCGAAAAAAGGUGAAAUUGAAAUCUUCUUUCCCAUCA
This is a messenger RNA of Cryptomeria japonica (Japanese cedar), 1392 nucleotides long. RefSeq names its product peroxisomal 2,4-dienoyl-CoA reductase [(3E)-enoyl-CoA-producing]. Gene Ontology annotation, molecular function: 2,4-dienoyl-CoA reductase (NADPH) activity. The record is from RefSeq and is a predicted model, not a curated record. NCBI's taxonomy places the organism in Eukaryota, Viridiplantae, Streptophyta, Pinopsida, Cupressales, Cupressaceae. Gene Ontology annotation, biological process: fatty acid catabolic process. The transcript has 5 exons. Bases 296 to 1186 code for a protein of 296 amino acids.